UGCAACUAAAGGACGUUAACUCGUAUUCGAGUAGAAAUUAAGUUAUCGGACAUGAUUCCGAUGGGUGUUAUACGAAACAUGAAGGUAACUCUAGCGAGUUGUCUCGUUCUGCUGGCAGUAACAGUUGUGCCCCUUUGUUCAGGGCAUGGCCGUCUGCUAGACCCACCUUCCAGAGCUACGAUGUGGAGGCUCGGGUUCGAUUCCCCGGCAGACUACGACGAUCAUCAAGGAUAUUGUGGCGGAAAAGAAGCUUUAUGGAACAGGUUUGGGGGUCGGUGUGGCGUGUGUGGCGACCCCUACAGACCGAUACCCCGAGCCCACGAGCGAGGGGGACAGUACUACGACGGCACGCCGAGUAAAUAUUACAAGUCAGGGGAGCUAAUCACGGUCAAGUUUGGCAUUACAGCUAAUCACAGGGGUUGGAUCGAGUUCCGGCUCUGUGCCUACGACGACCCGGAGAGUGGCGACAUCGAAUACGACUCAGACGGAGACAUGGUUGAGGUCACGCAGGAGUGUUUGGAUAAACACGUGCUGGAGCUGGAAGAUGGCGAGACUAGAUACUAUUUACCCGAACCCUACGCUUCAGGCGAGUUUGAGGUCGAUGUUCGUCUACCUAAAGGCAUCUCCUGCAAGAAAUGUUUGUUCCAGUGGAAAUGGAAUGUUGCCAACAGUUGGGGCACGGACGAGGACGGGACAUCAUGUAUAGGCUGCGGUGAGCAGGAACAGUUCUUUGCUUGCGCCGACAUCGUCGUCGAGCCUAGAGGAGACUCCAAACCCAAACCACCAAAAACCACCCGGCGCCCAAAUACAACGCCGCGCCCUACCACAAAAAAACCACUCGCGGGGAAAAAAAACUCCACCACCGCCACCACCAAGCCGAAGAAGAGCAAGCAAAUCAGGAACGAAACCACUGCGAUUAACACCACCGUGUCCGUCAAUGCUACCACCAUUUUAGACACGACCACACAGCAAACGACCACUGAAGAGCCAAUGUGGUGGUUUUUGAAACACAUUCCGAUAUUUCUACACAACAACAUGGGCAGGGAGGUUGAAAUUGAUAUCACUGACGGGCCAGGGUACGCUAUGGUCAAAGAUAAACCGAAAACCCAGGAAAAUCUCAUCGACAAGACCCCCACUUCAAGACUUGUAAAAUGGUUUUCUGAAUUCAAAUCUUCUUUUUUCAAAACAAACGUAGACAACACAAACCGAACGAAUGAUAAAAGCUGGCUUGCGGCUAAAGGAAAUGAAAACGCAAGCUUGCAAGAAAGCGGGUCAGGAUCGUGGUGGGACAGAAUCGGAGCCAAACUUUCCAAGGGGCUUUUGUGGAAUGUCUUGAGGCUCAGAGACAGCGACCAGAAAAAUUCCGGUAUCCAAAAACGUCAAGCUGAUUCAAGAGUUCAAGGUACACGAGGUCACGAGAACCACACGAGAACGGUGACGUUUUUCUCAGAGACGUCUCGCAAUGUGACUGUGGAUGUCAACAAAGCUCUGGAUAUUAUCUCAGCCAGUGUAUCCGACAUGACAGAACACACAGAGAACAUUACUUUUUUCGCUAACCUGAGCUUGAACGACACGCUGUUCCCUCUUCAGAACAACACAGAAGACAGUAAUCACACUAUGAAUGCAAUAAACAAAUCAGCACUUGAUGACUACAAUAAAAACGCAACAAACACAACUGCUGUGUUCAAUACUAAACCCCGCUUGUCUUCCAAGAAAUCUAACAAUUCAACUUCAACAAAAACAAGACCAAAAAGAAACGCAACUCCUAAGCAACCAGUGUUCCAGCAAGAGUUACCCCGACCAGAACUUAUUUUCAAAGACUUGAUAGCUCUAAGAACGCUUACAGAUAAAAUGGUGUCUACAGAUUUAGAAAACAAUACAGAGACAAAGAAGGAUGAGACAAGCAAUACAUUUUCCGCCGCAGACCAUGCGAGGUUGUCUAAAAAAGAUCUUCAUAUCUCACUUUUUGCGCCAAGCCAGCCAUACAGAAUCGCCAAAACAGAACUCUUUUACCCUGAAGUUAACGACAACACGGCACUGUUUUCACAAGAUAUCAGCAGGGUGCAUUCCAGCACUACAAACAAUAAACAAGAAAAAAACCAAGCUCAAGAAAAUUCUUCUCCAGGAAUUAUAGCCACAGCUGAUGUCCUAAAAGCGAAAUCGAUUCUAAAAUCUCAAGAAGAUAAAACCAGAACUCAGAAUCCCAACAUCCUUGACCUUACAACGAAAGAAACUUUUAGCAAUGACAAUACAACAAAUGAAAAGAACGACUCACAAACUUCAGCGAAUCUCCAAGUAGAGGAGCCAACAGAAACGCAAUCAAAAGAACGAAAAUUUAAAAUUCUUUUCAAAAACAACCAGCGGCGCCCGAGUUUCAAAAAACUAAAGAAACAAAACCUCUCCGGGGUUGAUGGCGAAACCGUCGACGAAAAACUGAAAACCAGCCUAAAUGGCAGGGGCAGACAAGGAAAACAUGAACAUGUUUUUCUGAAGAACAACCAUUUCAAAGGCCAGUACGAUGCUCCUGAAAUCAGCGGCGUUGUAGCGAAACAUCCAGUGCUAAAAGAAAAAAGCCGCAAGCUUGAGAAGGAGAAGGAGGCAGAAUUCGAGAAAGGGUUGUUUGAACACGAGGUUAAGAGCCAGUUAGAAAAAGAGAAGGAAAAAGAGAAGGAGGUGGAAGAGAGUCAGAGUAAGGAGAAUCACGAGGAGUUUGAACACGAGGAAGAACAUGAGGGUCAUUCUGAACACGAUGAUGAGAGCGAUAAAGAACAUGAACAUGAAUCACACGGUCAUUCUAAACAUGAUGAUGAUGAAUCACACGAAGAUCAUUCUGAACAUGAUGAUGAAUCACACGAAGAUCAUUCUGAACAUGAUGAUGAAUCACAUGAAGAUCAUUCUGAACAUGAAGGUGAAUCACAUGAAGAUCAUUCUGAACAUGAUGGUGAAUCACAUGAAGAUCAUUCUGAACAUGAUGAUGAAUCACACGAAGAUCACGAGGAUGAAAGCAGCCACAAAGAACACAAACAUGAAUCACACGAUGAAGAUCAUUCUGAACAUGAUGGUGAAAGCCACGAAGAUCACGAAGACCUCGAACACGAUGAAGAUCACGAUGAAGACUCCGACAAUGAACAUAGCAGCAUCAAGAAAGAGUGCCACAAAAGCCACAGUGAAGAUCUAAAGUACUCCAGCGAAGAAAAGCAUUCUGGCCACAAGGAAGACCUCAGCAGCCACGGAGAUGAAAGUUAUGGAAAAUACGAUUCUCACAGUGGGCAUGAUGAUCAUUCUGGGGAAUAUGGUCACGAUUCUCACGAAGAUCAUUCUGAAGAAUCAUCUCACGAAGAUCAUUCUGGAGAACAUGAAUCUCACAGUGGACACGAAGAUCAUUCUGGGGAAAAUGACCACGAUUCUCACGAAGAUCAUGGCCACGAGGAUGAGAGUCACGAAGAGCAUGGGUCACACCAAGACCACGAUGAUCACUCUGAAGAUGAAAGCCACGAUGACCACACAAAAUGUCACACAAGCGACCAUGAAGAUUUUAAAGAAGAUGACGACGAGGAAAGUCAUGGAAUUCAUAGUGAAGGCGACCACGGAGAACAUGAGGAAGACUCUCAUAGCGGGCAUAGCGGUGACUGUUUUAGUAGCCACAGUAGUCACAAGGGACAUAGUGGGCAUGAAGACGAAGGCCACUCAAGCGAUAGUAAGGAAAGCAGCCAUGAGAGCGAAUCAGAACACGACGAACAUAGUGGUCACGAGGACAGUCAUGAGGAAAGCAGUGGUCACGAGGAAGAAAGUAGUGGACAUGAUGAACAUAGUGGUCACGAGGACAGUCAUGAGGAAAGCAGUGGUCACGAGGAAGAAAGUAGUGGACAUGAUGAACAUAGUGGUCACGAGGAAGAAAGUAGUGGACAUGACGAGCAUAGUGGUCACGAGGACAGUCAUGAGGAAAGCAGUGGUCACGAGGAAGAAAGUAGUGGACAUGAUGAGCAUAGUGGUCAGGAGGAAGAAAGUAGUGAACAUGACGAACAUAGUGGUGACGAGGAAGAAAGUAGUGGACAUGAUGAACAUAGUGGUCACGAGGACAGUCAUGAGGAAAGCAGUGGUCACGAGGAAGAAAGUAGUGGACAUGAUGAACAUAGUGGUCACGAGGAAGAAAGUAGUGGACAUGAUGAACAUAGUGGUCACGAGGACAGUCAUGAGGAAAGCAGUGGUCACGAGGAAGAAAGUAGUGGACAUGACGAACAUAGUGGUCACGAGGAAGAAAGUAGUGGACAUGAUGAGCAUAGUGGUCACGAGGAAGAAAGUAGUGGACAUGACGAGCAUAGUGGUCACGAGGACAGUCAUGAGAAAAGUAGUGGUCACGAGGAAGAAAGUAGUGGACAUGAUGAGCAUAGUGGUCAGGAGGAAGAAAGUAGUGAACAUGACGAACAUAGUGGUGACGAGGAAGAAAGUAGUGGACAUGAUGAACAUAGUGGUCAUGGGGACAGUCAUGAGGAAAGCAGUGGUCACGAGGAAAAAAGUAGUGGACAUGAUGAUCAUAGUGGUCACGAGGAAGAAAGUAGUGGACAUGAUGAACAUAGUGGUCACGAGGAAGAAAGUCAUAGUGGACAUGAUGAGCAUAGUGGUCACGAGGAAGAAAGUAGUGGACAUGAUGAACAUAGUGGUCACGAGGAAGAAAGUCAUAGUGGACAUGAUGAACAUAGUGGUCAUGAGGAAGAAAGUAGUGGACAUGAUGAACAUAGUGGUCACGAGGAAGAAAGUAGUGGACAUGACGAACAUAGUGGUCACGAGGAAGAAAGUAGUGGACAUGAUGAACAUAGUGGUCACGAGGAAGAAAGUAGUGGACAUGAUGCACAUAGUGGUCACGAGGAAGAAAGUAGUGGACAUGAUGAACAUAGUGGUCACGAGGAAGAAAGUAGUGGACAUGAUGAACAUAGUGGUCACGAGGAAGAAAGUAGUGGACAUGAUGAGCAUAGUGGUCACGAGGAAGAAAGUAGUGGACAUGAUGAACAUAGUGGUCACGAGGACAGUCAUGAGGAAAGCAGUGGUCACGAGGAAGAAAGUAGUGGACAUGAUGAGCAUAGUGGUCACGAGGAAGAAAGUAGUGGACAUGAUGAACAUAGUGGUCACGAGGAAGAAAGUAGUGGACAUGAUGAACAUAGUGGUCACGAGGAAGAAAGUAGUGGACAUGAUGAGCAUAGUGGUCACGAGGAAGAAAGUAGUGGACAUGAUGAACAUAGUGGUCACGAGGAAGAAAGUAGUGGACAUGAUGAACAUAGUGGUCACGAGGAAGAAAGUAGUGGACAUGACGAACAUAGUGGUCACGAGGACAGUCAUGAGGAAAGCAGUGGUCACGAGGAAGAAAGUAGUGGACAUGAUGAACAUAGUGGUCACGAGGACAGUCAUGAGGAAAGCAGUGGUCACGAGGAAGAAAGUAGUGGACAUGAUGAGCAUAGUGGUCACGAGGAAGAAAGUAGUGGACAUGAUGAACAUAGUGGUCACGAGGAAGAAAGUAGUGGACAUGAUGAGCAUAGUGGUCACGAGGAAGAAAGUAGUGGACAUGAUGAACAUAGUGGACAUGAUGAACAUAGUGGUCACGAGGAAGAAAGUAGUGGACAUGAUGAGCAUAGUGGUCACGAGGAAGAAAGUAGUGGACAUGAUGAACAUAGUGGUCACGAGGAAGAAAGUAGUGGACAUGAUGAACAUAGUGGUCACGAGGAAGAAAGUAGUGGACAUGAUGAACAUAGUGGUCACGAGGAAGAAAGUAGUGGACAUGAUGAACAUAGUGGUCACGAGGAAGAAAGUAGUGGACAUGAUGAACAUAGUGGUCACGAGGAAGAAAGUAGUGGACAUGAUGAACAUAGUGGUCACGAGGAAGAAAGUAGUGGACAUGAUGAGCAUAGUGGUCACGAGGAAGAAAGUAGUGGACAUGAUGAACAUAGUGGUCACGAGGAAGAAAGUAGUGGACAUGAUGAGCAUAGUGGUCACGAGGAAGAAAGUAGUGGACAUGAUGAACAUAGUGGUCACGAGGAAGAAAGUAGUGGACAUGAUGAACAUAGUGGUCAUGGGGACAGUCAUGAGGAAAGCAGUGGUCACGAGGAAGAAAGUAGUGGACAUGAUGAACAUAGUGGUCACGAGGAAGAAAGUAGUGGACAUGAUGAGCAUAGUGGUCACGAGGAAGAAAGUAGUGGACAUGACGAACAUAGUGGUCACGAGGAAGAAAGUAGUGGACAUGACGAACAUAGUGGUCACGAGGACAGUCAUGAGGAAAGUAGUGGUCACGAGGAAGAAAGUAGUGGACAUGAUGAACAUAGUGGUCACGAGGAAGAAAGUAGUGGACAUGACGAACAUAGUGGUCACGAGGAAGAAAGUAGUGGACAUGACGAACAUAGUGGUCACGAGGAAGAAAGUAGUGGACAUGAUGAACAUAGUGGACAUGAUGAACAUAGUGGUCAUGGGGACAGUCAUGAGGAAAGCAGUGGUCACGAGGAAGAAAGUAGUGGACAUGAUGAACAUAGUGGUCACGAGGAAGAAAGUCAUAGUGGACAUGAUGAACAUAGUGGUCACGAGGAAGAAAGUAGUGGACAUGACGAACAUAGUGGUCACGAGGAAGAAAGUAGUGGACAUGACGAACAUAGUGGUCACGAGGAAGAAAGUAGUGGACAUGAUGAACAUAGUGGUCACGAGGAAGAAAGUAGUGGACAUGACGAACAUAGUGGUCACGAGGAAGAAAGUAGUGGACAUGACGAACAUAGUGGUCACGAGGAAGAAAGUAGUGGACAUGACGAACAUAGUGGUCACGAGGAAGAAAGUAGUGGACAUGAUGAGCAUAGUGGUCACGAGGAAGAGAGUAGUGGACAUGACGAACAUAGUGGUCACGAGGAAGAAAGUAGUGGACAUGACGAACAUAGUGGUCACGAGGAAGAAAGUAGUGGACAUGACGAACAUAGUGGUCACGAGGAAGAAAGUAGUGGACAUGACGAACAUAGUGGUCACGAGGAAGAAAGUAGUGGACAUGACGAACAUAGUGGUCACGAGGAAGAAAGUAGUGGACAUGAUGAACAUAGUGGUCACGAGGAAGAAAGUAGUGGACAUGACGAACAUAGUGGUCACGAGGAAGAAAGUAGUGGACAUGACGAACAUAGUGGUCACGAGGAAGAAAGUAGUGGACAUGAUGAACAUAGUGGUCACGAGGAAGAAAGUAGUGGACAUGACGAACAUAGUGGUCACGAGGAAGAAAGUAGUGGACAUGACGAACAUAGUGGUCACGAGGAAGAAAGUAGUGGACAUGACGAACAUAGUGGUCACGAGGAAGAAAGUAGUGGACAUGAUGAACAUAGUGGUCACGAGGAAGAAAGUAGUGGACAUGACGAACAUAGUGGUCACGAGGAAGAAAGUAGUGGACAUGACGAACAUAGUGGUCACGAGGAAGAAAGUAGUGGACAUGACGAACAUAGUGGUCACGAGGAAGAAAGUAGUGGACAUGACGAACAUAGUGGUCACGAGGAAGAAAGUAGUGGACAUGACGAACAUAGUGGUCACGAGGAAGAAAGUAGUGGACAUGAUGAACAUAGUGGUCACGAGGAAGAAAGUAGUGGACAUGACGAACAUAGUGGUCACGAGGAAGAAAGUAGUGGACAUGACGAACAUAGUGGUCACGAGGAAGAAAGUAGUGGACAUGAUGAGCAUAGUGGUCACGAGGAAGAAAGUAGUGGACAUGACGAACAUAGUGGUCACGAGGAAGAAAGUAGUGGACAUGAUGAGCAUAGUGGUCACGAGGAAGAAAGUAGUGGACAUGAUGAACAUAGUGGUCAUGAAGAACAUGGCCAUGAAGAACAUGGGCACGAGGAAAGCCACGAUGAACAUGGCGACGAAGAACAUGGCCACGAAGAAAGCCACGAAGAACAUGGCCAUCAGGAUAGUCACGAAGAACAUGGCCACGAAGAACAUGGCCAUGAAGGUAGUCACGAAGAACAUGGCCACGAAGAACAUGGCCAUGAGGAUAGUCACGAUGAACAUGGCCACGAAGAAAGCCACGAAGAACAUGACCACGAGGAAAGCCACGAAGAACAUGGCCACGAAGAUCACGGCCACGAAGAACAUGGCCACGAAGAAAGUCACGAAGAACAUGGCCAUGAUGAGCAUGGCCAUGAUGAACAUGACCAUGAAGAACAUGGCCACGAAGAACAUGGGGACGAAGAACAUGGCCAUGAAGAACAUGACCAUGAAGACAGUCACGAAGAACAUGGCCAUGACGAACAUGGACACGAGGAAAGCCACGAAGAACAUGGCCACGACGAACAUGGCCAUGAUGAACACGACCAUGAAGAUAGUCACGAAGAACAUGGCCACGAAGAACAUGGCCAUGAGGAUAGUCACGAAGAACAUGGCCACGAAGAACAUGGCCAUGAAGAUAGUCACGAUGAACAUGGCCACGAAGAAAGCCACGAAGAACAUGACCACGAGGAAAGCCACGAAGAACAUGGCCACGAAGAUCACGGCCACGAAGAACAUGGCCACGAAGAAAGUCACGAAGAACAUGGCCAUGAUGAGCAUGGCCAUGAUGAACAUGACCAUGAAGAACAUGGCCACGAAGAACAUGGGGACGAAGAACAUGGCCAUGAAGAACAUGACCAUGAAGACAGUCACGAAGAACAUGGCCAUGAAGAACAUGGACACGAGGAAAGCCACGAAGAACAUGGCCACGACGAACAUGGCCAUGAUGAACACGACCAUGAAGAUAGUCACGAAGAACAUGGCCACGACGAAGAACAUGGCCACGAAGAACAUGGCCACGAAGAACAUGGCCAUGAAGAACAUGACCAUGAAGACAGUCACGAAGAACAUGGCCAUGAAGAACAUGGGGACGAAGAACAUGGCCAUGAAGAACAUGGCCAUGAAGACAGUCACGAAGAACAUGGCCAUGAAGAACAUGGCCAUGAAGAAAGUCACGAAGAACAUGGCCAUGAUGAACACGACCAUGAAGACAGUCACGAAGAACAUGGUCACGAAGAACAUGGGGAAGAAGAACAUGGCCAUGAAGAACAUGACCAUGAAGACAGUCACGAAGAACACGGCCACGAAGAACAUGGACACGAGGAAAGCCACGAAGAGCAUGGCCAUGAAGAACAUGACCACGAAGACAGUCACGAAGAACAUGGUCACGAAGAACAUGGGGAAGAAGAACAUGGCCAUGAAGAACAUGACCAUGAAGACAGUCACGAAGAACACGGCCACGAAGAACAUGGGGAAGAAGAACAUGGCCACGAAGAAAGCCACGAAGAACAUGGCCACGAGGAAAGCCACGAAGAGCAUGGCCAUGAAGAACAUGACCACAAAGACAGUCACGAAGAACAUGGUCAUGAAGAACAUGGGGAAGAAGAACAUGGCCAUGAAGAACAUGACCAUGAAGACAGUCACGAAGAACAUGGCCACGAAGAAAGCCACGAAGAACAUGGCCACGAGGAAAGUCACGAAGAACAUGGCCACGAAGAACACGACCACGAAGAUAGUCACGAAGAACAUGGCCACGAAGAACAUGGCCACGAAGAACAUGGCCACGAAGAACACGACCAUGAAGAUCUUCACGAGGAAAGCCAUCAGACUAUUAACGGCCAUAGCGGUAGCAGCAGCGGCCAUGAUAGGAAGCGUCGCUCCGUCCAACAGCGAUCACAAAGCACACAAAUUCUCACCAAAAACGCAAACUCCGCACCAGAAAAAUCAUCCCUUUUCGAUAACACCAGAAGGCCAAAAAAGUAUUUUGAGAAACUGCAGCUCAAAUCUUCAUUACCCAACUCCAACAAGAAAAGUCAAUAUGCACAAAGCCCAAAUAAAGAUAAAACUAAAGAUUUUUAUUCCUAUUACCCAGUCGAAGAUAUUAAUAGAUUUGAGGAUAAAACGAAACUAAAAACAGCGGAUUAUUACGGUGACAAUGUAAAUCAAGACAGGAAACACGGAGAUGGAUUCUUAAAUGACAAUAAAGAAUACGGUUAUUUUUCAAAAGAGGAUUACUACUAUGACGCAGAUUGUUACGACAAGGACGCGAAUAAUGGAAUCGAUAAGCAAUACAAAGCCAACAAAGAUAAAGCAGACAGUGAUUUUAUUGACUAUAGCGAUGACAAAGGCUAUGAUGGCUUUAAAGGGAGCAAAGGUCACUGGGACAGCAAAGAGGUUAAAGGUUACGGUGAUUAUAAAAGUGCGGGAAAAUCCGAAGAAUAUUAUUUCGACGACAGCAAGCCAAGUAGUUACAGCAAAGAUAAGGGCGAUGACUACGGAAGCGACGACGAUUUUUCAUCAAGCUCUAAGGGCGAUUACUUUUCCUCUAAUUCCAAGGGAGACGACUUUUCAUCAAGCUCAAAGGGAAGCGACUCUUCCUCGAAUUCUGACGACGAUUUUUAUUUCUCCGACUCGAAAGGAGAAGAUUUAGACUCGGACUACAGCGAGGGGCACCACGACAGCAUGAGCUCAGACCAGCAUGACGAUGGCAAGGGCGAGCACUCUAGCGAGAGCGACGAGGGCUGUGAUGAGGAUGAAGGGAAGAGUGAUUCCAAGGGCGAAAGCGGGGAACUCGAUUAUGAGUCUGAUGGAAAUCACAAGGGAAGCAGUGGAUAUAGUGAAGAAAAGGGCUACGGUGAUGAAAAGGGCUACAGUGAUGAAAAGGGCUACAGUGAAGAAAAGGGCUACAGUGAUGAAAAAGGAUAUAGCGACGAAAAGGGCUACAGUGAUGAAAAGGGCUACAGUGAUGAAAAAGGAUAUAGCGACGAAAAGGGCUACAGUGAUGAAAAAGGAUAUAGUGAAGAAAAGGGCUACAGUGAUGAAAAAGGAUAUAGUGCCGAAAAGGGCUACAGUGAUGAAAAAGGAUAUAGUGAAGAAAAGGGCUAUAGUGAUGAAAAAGGAUAUGGUGAAGAAAAGGGCUACAGUGAUGAAAAGGGCUACAGUGAUGAAAAAGGAUAUAGCGACGAAAAGGGCUACGAUCUAAAAGGCGACGAUUACAGCAGCGAUGAAGACAAGGGCUAUGAUUCAAAAGGGGACAGCAGUUCCGACAUGGAAUACAGCUCAAAGGGCUACAAUUCUAAAGGGGAGGACGGGGGAGAGGACUGCGAAGAUCACGAAGGGGCUAACGAGGGCUCAUCAGAUAGCAUGAGUGACAGCUCAGCGAUGUAUGACAGCUCUGAUGAUAGCUCCAGCUCAGAAGGUCACGAUGGUAGCAAAGGCUACAGUGAUGAAAAGGGCUACAGUGAUGAAAAGGGCUACAGUGAUGAAAAGGGCGACAGUGAUGAAAAGGGCUACAGUGAUGAAAAGGGCUACAGUGAAGAAAAAGGAUAUAGUGACGAAAAAGGAUAUAGUGAUGUGAAAGACUAUAGCGACGAAAAGGGCUACAGUGAUGAAAAGGGCUACAGUGACGAAAAGGGCUACAGUGAAGAAAAAGGAUAUAGUGACGAAAAAGGAUAUAGUGAUGUGAAAGACUAUAGCGAUGAAAAGGGCGACAGUGACGAAAAAGGAUAUAGCGAUGAAAAGGGCUACAGUGAUGAAAAGGGCUACAGCGAUGAAAAGGGCUAUUACUCUAAAGGUGAAGAUGAUGAAGACGACGACGAAGAGAAAAGCUCCGAUUCCAAAAGCGAUGCAAAGGGCUAUGACUCUCAAGGCUACAGCAGCUCAGACAUCGAAUACAGCUCAAAGGGCGACGACUACGAUAGCGAUCACAAAGGGCUCAGUUCAGAUAGUAGCGACGGUAGCCAAGGCUACAGCGACGAGAAAGGCUACCUCUCUCACGAGGAAGGAUCGGAUGAUGAUUGUGACGAUAAAGGAAGCAAAAGUUACAGUGAUAUUCAUAAAGACGCUAAAGGCGAUAAUGACAAUCAAGACGAUGAUGAUGAAAACGAAACCGAUGAUGAUUACAAACACGGAAGUCACGGGUUUAAAAGCAAAACCGGAAGUGAUGAUUAUAAAGGAGGAAGCUCUAAAGACGAUUACUACGACGACGAGGGCUACGGUUCAAAGGGCGACGGCGAGUUGAAAGGUCAUUUUUCAGACGAUUAUUACGAGGGCUACGGUAAAAAAGGAGGUCAAAGUUCAAGUUCUCGUGACGGACGUCACGGGGUCAAUGACAUAAAAGACAGCGAAUACAUCGAUGAAAGCGAUGAUAAUGGAAAGGAUUCAAGUUUAUCUAACUACGACGACGAGGAUUUCCUUUUCGAUAAAGAGUUUAAUAAGAAAAUCGAUGGGAAAGAUUAUCGAUAUGAUUAUAAGGAAGACAAUGAUGAUGGAGUAAAGGAUAAAUCUAAAAGUAAGAACGGAAAGAAAGGCAACACGAAAAAUAAAAAAGACGACGAUAAGAAAGAGGAUAAAAAUAUAGGAAACAAGUCCGGUGAUAAUGAUGAUAAAAAGGGGAGUGGGCUCGAGAAAGGAAAUUCUAAAUCAAAAGACGGGUUCGAAUCCAAGCCAGACAAACACGACGGAAGAGGAAUUUUCGGUUUUGAUUUCGACGAGGAGAAGGCGUCACCAGAUCUAAAAGCGUUAAAGUCGGAAACAGGAAAAAAUUCCGACCCCCGGAAAAAGAACGCGGAAACCGAAGACGAAUUGGAAUCCGCUGUUGGAGCUAAGAGCUUGGGAGCGUUUAAAUACGCCAGAAUUUUCGGUUGGAAUCAAGAUGGCGUCGAUAAAAAUAGUCCACUGUUGCUUCAACGUAAACCAAGGUCAAGCGAUCACUCCGAGUUGAGCGACGACGGAAGUCAUGACGAUGAUGAUGACGAAGAUGAGAAAGAUAAUGAAAAGGAUCUUUCUGGAGAAAGUGGCAUCAAGUCUUCUGAUGAUUACGCUGACAAGAAACACGACAGCGUCAAGGAGUCUGGUGACGUUUCAAGCGCGUCAUCACACGGCGAAGGUUGUUCCGGGGAGGCGGAAAAUCUUGAGGAAGACAACCACAACGAUGAUUACGACGACGAUAAAAAUGAUGAAUGGUCUGCGUCACACUCGGCGCAUGGAGACGAGUCUUUGAGUGAGUUCAGUGAAGAUAACGACGAGGACGAUGAUGAUUCAAAAGACUGCGACGACGAGAAAGAUAAAAAAGACGAUGGGUCUAAGGAUAAAAAGAGUGAGACGGAUUUUGAUGUCAAGUUUACAAGCGUGAAGGGAGAUAAUGAGUACGGAGGAAAAGAUAUCCUCGGGCUAGGGGGAGAUAACAAGUUCUUUUCUACACAAUUUAGCGAUGAGUUCUUAAAGGCUGGAGUUAAAUCCCAAAAAGGAAAAGACGAAGAUGAUGAUGAAAAAGACGAUGACGAAAAUUUUAAAUCCUCAAGUGGGAAGAAAAUUCUAGAAGGUUUUUUCGGCGAUGUUGAAAAAGACAAAAAGUAUGAAGAUCAGUCUAACGACGAUGAAAAUUGUAACGACGUAACGGAUUCGAGUGCUGAGGAAAAGAAAAAGAUAAGCGAUAAGAAAAAGAAAGAAUACGUUGACGGCGAUAAUUACGAGUAUGAUGACAAAACAGACGCCAUCUCCACCAAGGGUGAUAACCCCUUCAGCUUAAAGAAAGAAAACUACAGACUCUUCAGUAAUAGGAAACCACAAAACCCGGAAAAUAUUGAAUCGGAUUCUGGAGAUAAUGACAAUGACGACGAAUCAAGCACCAACCAACCGGAAAUCUCAACCAACCGAGUAAAUUCUUUCAAAAAUUCGGACCGCCGGCAAAUUGGAAAAUCAAAUAAAGGUCCACGAGGUUUCAGAUCUCCAGCUAAAAAGAGCAGUUCUAGCUCUACUUCUAGACGUGAUGAAAGCUCCGAUGGAAAAGUUAAGGAGAAGGAGAAUGAAAAAAAGAAAAACGGCGACCAAGACGGGAAUAAUUUUAGAGCCAGCGCCAGACCUAAAGGCCACGAGUACGACAGAAAAUACGGCACUGAAGAUCAGCCUCAGGAUAAAAGUCAAGACCCGCACGGUGCUAAAGACUUCCGGGCGACUUCGAAAUCCGAUCCGCCCACUUCCAAUGCGGAUGAGUUGAACAGGAAAUACGGAAUCAAAGACGACGAUAUUUCCGACAAAGACAACGAGUCUGAACCGGAGGUUAAAAAUCAGAAAGAGAAAGGCAGCGAAACGAAGGAGAUAUUUAUAGCCAGCUUUGACUACCAGGUCCCAACGGAGAGUAAGUUUGACAUGGAGGUACCUCAAGCUGAAGACAGUGUUGGGUAUAACUUCGACUGGCUCAACGAUAUGCCUCAUAGUAUAUACAAACGCUCUCACAAGUCUAGAAACACAAAAGGACCGCGGGUGUACAGCAGCAACUACAAGUUAGAUCAGUAUCGUUCUAAAAAUUCGGAAAACUCCGAAACAGAUUUAUUUGAAUACAACGACUACCUUGAAAACCCCAGAAUUUCAGAUCACGACGAAGCCAGUAGUUUUAAUUCCCAGGAUUCUGAAAGUUUCGGGUACAGUUCAACUUCCGAUAGCAAAGAAGUUCACGAGGGACAUUACGUCAGCUGUUCGGGCGUGGGGCACUGGAAGAAGGUCGUUGGCAUGGAAACGUGGUGCCUGGAGAACUGCAACCGUGGCUUCUGUCCAGAAUCCCACUGCUCCUGUGUGUAGUGCUGGACACUGAGUGACCACAGGUCUCUUGAGCCCUACUGGUCUGGGAACAAGAGCUAAAAUAUAGGUGUCUUUGAAUGAAUAUGUAUAUAGUAAAGUAGAAUAACUAAAACCGAACUGUCUGUAUGGAAGGUGAAGUAGAGUUUAUCUCUGUCCAUGGCCACACCUAUCAUAUGUACACGUGGCCAUUAUAAUGAUCCUGUCUCUAAGCAAUAUAUGUUUAUUAUAAUUAAUUCAAUGCAAUUUACCCUGCAAUUAUGAAAAAUAUAUGUGUACAUUUACUGCAGUGUGUAUACACCUAGCAAACUAACCUGUCUCAAUUUUAUGCUUUAUGUGCUUUUAACAUUAAUUGUAAAUACUUAUAUGCAAUUUUUAAAUGAUAAUUAUAUGCCACUAUAAACUAAUGCAAUAAGCCGACCUUGUGAUAAAAACGGCACCCUGUCUCAUUAAGCCAAAGUAACUUUUGAUGGUGAAAGAUUGAUGCAAGUUAGAUUGAUUUUAUGUAUGUUAGACUUAUGCUUGGGUUGCUUAAUUAAAAGUCAAAUACUAUGUUGCAUUAAUUAAUUUGUUGAAACUGUGGUUUUAUAAUCGUGAAAUAGUCAUUUUAUGCUUGUGAGAAUCUGAGGAUAUUUUGGUAUUAAGCUUUUGUGGUGUAAUAUAUAUAUUCUAAAAUCGGUCAAUAGUUGUAUUGCUUGCUAAUUUAUUAAUUGGUUGUAGUGCUUGGCAAUGUAAUGUUCCUAGAAUGCUAAAAAUAUUAUUGUUCUCCUUCGGUGUUGUUUAAGCCGAAGAACCUUAUGUAUAAAUGUGAUAUUAUUCCCAUUGUUUAGUAUGCUAAUGAUUGUAACGUUUGAUCAAAUUUGGUGUUGUACUGUCUUGCAAGCUUACGUUUGUCAUGUUUAUAAAGGUAUGUUUUCGUUAAAAUCCAUUAUGUAAGCGUGUAAGCGUUUGGUAGUAUUCCACGCACCAGUGUUGUGUCAUUUAAUUAUAGUUUUUCGCGUAUAAAAAAUCAAAUUCCCUUAUGAAAUUUUUCUUUAUCAUGAAUAUUAUUUUUACUUAUAAAAAUGUAAGAAAUUUUGAAUUUAUUUAAAGCGAUUUAAUUCAAAUAAAUAUUUGUGUUAUCUAAUGUCGUGGCUACAAAUCUAAUGAUAAUUAUUCUUAUUAUUUUAAGCAUUGGUUAAUUUAUAGUUAAUUUAUUUAAAAAAAUUAUUCUGUGUUUCCCCUCAGAACAUCUAACAUAUAAAGGAUGUCUCAGUAGUUCUGAUUUUUUUAAUUGACUUACGAAUGUCUCAAGGGGUGUUGCAAUUUGAUCCAUAUCUAACUUUGUGUGUGUUGCCUAUUUAAAGUUCCAGUUGCGUUUCUCUAUGUGUAAAUGACUUUUAUAAAUUUCCUUUUGUGCCUUACUAUGUGUUUAUCACAGUAUCUAUGUGUGAAUGAGUUUAUAAAUAGCCUGACUAUUUAAACAUUGCCUUUUUGUGUAUGAGUAUGUGUUUGCUAAAUUGUCUCAUGUGUCUAAGAUUGAUAAAAUGCUUUAAUGUAUUGAAGUUGUAAUCGCUGCUUCAACAAGUGAAUACGCCAUAUUGUCAUGCAAUGUUUGUACCAAUAUUGCUUGUACAUAGCCAAUA
This is a messenger RNA of Physella acuta, 16193 nucleotides long. Its product is annotated as hornerin-like. The record is from RefSeq and is a predicted model, not a curated record. Lineage: Eukaryota; Metazoa; Mollusca; Gastropoda; Physidae.